Emiliania huxleyi CCMP1516 is the source of this 366-nucleotide messenger RNA. RefSeq lists its product as hypothetical. The record is from RefSeq and is a predicted model, not a curated record. NCBI's taxonomy places the organism in Eukaryota, Haptophyta, Isochrysidales, Noelaerhabdaceae. The transcript has 2 exons. The coding region runs from base 1 to 366 and encodes 121 amino acids.
AUGUGGGAUGCAAGCCUUCAGCUGGUGCCAAGACGUAAAGUUGAAAACGUCCGCCAAAUCCGUGCUUUCGCGCAACUUGAGGGGAAGCCGCUGACGUGCCCGCGGCGCCGCGUGCUGAAUCGGAUCGAUCCCAUGGAGGAGGAGGGCGCAGUGGCGACAUCGAAUCGCGGCCGACACACGUCACGGGAGGAAUGGGCGAUGAGCGGGAACAACGCGCAGUACGACGCCAACUCUGCCGUGCUCGUGGCCGCCAAGCAGAAAGCCGCGCUCCAGGAGCGGGCCAAGAUGAAAUGGCUCGCUUGCCUCGAAUCAGGUCUCUCGGCAGCAGGAGUGGGGCUAGAGCGGGUGGGGGUGGAUGCCGAUUGA